Messenger RNA from Magnolia sinica, 637 nucleotides. Its product is annotated as NADH dehydrogenase [ubiquinone] 1 beta subcomplex subunit 9. The record is from RefSeq and is a predicted model, not a curated record. Gene Ontology annotation, biological process: mitochondrial electron transport, NADH to ubiquinone. NCBI's taxonomy places the organism in Eukaryota, Viridiplantae, Streptophyta, Magnoliopsida, Magnoliales, Magnoliaceae. The transcript has 5 exons. The coding region runs from base 49 to 399 and encodes 116 amino acids.
GUCCUCUUCGAGAGAGAGAGAGAGAGAGAGAGAGAGGAGAGGAGAGAAAUGAGCUUGAGUACGGCUUCAUACCUCGCACGGAGGGCAUCUCAGAAGGAGAGGGUGAGGAUCCUCUACAGGCGGGCCCUCAAAGACACUCUCAACUGGGCCGUUCACAGGCAUCUCUUCUAUGAAGAUGCAUCAAACCUGAGGGAAAGAUUCGAGGCAAACAAGCAUGUGGAAGAUAUCAACCACAUCGAUAGAUUGAUCAAUGAUGCCGAAGCAAGUUAUGAUAAGUGGCGACACCCUGAUCCUUACAUUGUUCCCUGGGCUCCUGGCGGCAGCAAGUUUACUAGAAACCCACCACCACCUCAGGGGAUUGAGAUCGUCUACGACUAUGGUCGAGAAGACAACGACUGAAACGAGCAACAUGCUUGUGUCUCUGCUAAUAAAGAUGAGGGUUAGGAUUCAAGAUGUUGUUCUGCUGUUGUUGCCAUUUGUUUCAAUCAGGAUAUGCAAGUACAACUAUUUGAACUUCUAGCACCCUUUCUUUUGUUUGGCUGAACAAGUGCCUUUUUUUUAAAAUAUUCCGUAGUCUUGAUAAAUUGCAAUGCUAUUUGUUUGAAUGAAACUCGAGAAUAUCAAGAUUCCGACUUCA